AUGGUUUUUGGUGAAGAGAAAAUGUCGGAAGGAUUACUAAAUAACAACAAGACACAUUCUUUCGAUGAAGAAAUUAAUGAAAAAAGUACAAAUUUAAAUAUAGUUAUUGAUGUAAAAGAAGAUUUUGCCGAUAAAAGUGAUGAUGAAGAUUUAUUUGAUAGUGUUAUACAAAAUGACUUACAGAAUUCAACAAAAAAUAGUGACGAAAUUAAUUCUGAUGAGUGGAUUGUUAAUAAUAUUGAAGUACCAAAUACUUGCUCAUUUAAAAAAAAGGGAUUAAGCUUAUUACCAUUUAAAUCUAAAUUUGAUGAGUUAUUUACUGAUUCAUAUGAAUUAGAAAAAAAAGAAAAUGAUAUGUUUGAAAUGAAUGUCAUUGAUUCAUUUUCUGAUGGUUUUUAUUGUACAUAUGUUAAAGAAAUAGGUAAUGAUAAUGUUAAAGAUAGACCUGGAUAUAGUUUUUUAACAUUAUUAAGUAGUGUAGGAAAACAUUUGGGAUAUAAAAUUAAAGAAACAUCUAAAACAAUUUUUACAACAGGUUCCAAAAGACAACUUCUUUAUAAUACAAAUACAACAACAUUUGGUAAAAGAAAAGCAACAUAUACUCAUCCAUCAAAGAUUACUGCAAGGCAUAUGUGUGCUAGGGACAUUCUUUAUCAAUUAAUUGAAGAUGGUUUUUAUGAAAAAUAUGGUAUUCCAGGUAAAAAUAAAGAAGAAUGUAUUAAAUUUUUAGAUACUGUUAUGCCAAAUUUACCUAAACAAAGUAUUACUGAUAAAAGAGCUGAUAGAGAUAGAAAUCCAACUGCCAUUUUAAAUGAAUUUUGUCAAAAAAGACAUUUUCCCUUACCAGAAUGGGAAAAAGAUGACAUUCAAUUUAGUAAAAAUAACCAACCUAUUCAUAGUGGUACAUUACAUGUACAUAUAUGGAAAACAAAGGGUCAAGGUACAAGUAUAAAAAAAGCCAGAAAUGAUGCUGGUGAAAAAAUGCUUGAUAUAGUAGAAGAAUUUGAGGCUAAUAACCCACUUCUAAAUCCAUAUAUUUUUGAUUAA
Molecule: messenger RNA, 1047 nt
Organism: Strongyloides ratti
Lineage: Eukaryota; Metazoa; Nematoda; Chromadorea; Rhabditida; Strongyloididae
Product: Double-stranded RNA-binding domain-containing protein
Exons: 2
Coding region: 1-1047 (348 amino acids)
Source: RefSeq, a predicted model, not a curated record